Molecule: messenger RNA, 1134 nt
Organism: Colletotrichum tamarilloi
Lineage: Eukaryota; Fungi; Ascomycota; Sordariomycetes; Glomerellales; Glomerellaceae
Product: methyltransferase domain-containing protein
Exons: 10
Coding region: 1-1134 (377 amino acids)
Source: RefSeq, a predicted model, not a curated record
AUGACUGGAACACCAAACAGCCCACCGGCGUCCGGCUCCCCUGGUCGCGCGAAAAAUGGCUCUCCCGCCAGGUCAAAGACUGCGUCGCCUUUGAGGUCCAAGACUGCUUCUCCUACAGGACCUGGCUCAACACAAAGUGAACACGAGGAUGCAACAGGCCAAAUUGAGGUUGACGAUGAGGGCAUUGGAUCUGACGGCGCGUCUACUAUUGAUGACCGGUGGUCGUCGUAUACAGCAUCAAUAACUUCAAGCGUGGUUGAUUACCCUACAGAGCACGGUCGUCGCUACCACGCUUUCAGAUCUGGAUCGUACUGGGGUCCUAAUGAUGAGACUGAGGCUGACCGCUUGGACUUCUUGCAUAUGAUGAUGGUCAAGGCCACCGGAGAGAAGCUUUUUAUGGCCCCGAUUGAGGAAGACAAGAUCCACAGGAUUCUUGACAUCGGUACUGGAACUGGAAUCUGGGCAAUGCUCAUGGGUGAGGAGUUUCCAAACGCCGAAGUGGUGGGAAAUGAUCUCAGCGCUAUUCAGCCAACUUGGGUCCCACCGAAUGUGAAGUUCGAGAUCGAUGAUGUUGAAAGUCCCUGGGUAAACUCUAAGAAGUAUGACUUCAUAUUUUGCAGAGAUAUGGCUGCGUCACUUGCAGACUGGCCGAAGUUGAUGGAGAGGAUAUAUGAGAACGUAAACCCCGGCGGCUGGGUUGAGUUCCAGGACUUCAACCUGCGAUACACUUCAGAUGACGGUAGUUAUACCGAACAGCACCAGACUAGCAAGUGGUCGGAGUUGUUCUUUGAUGCGUGCAAACGCAUCAACCGCGAAGCCAAUCCGGGACCUAAGUUGGAGGACUGGGUCAGGGAGACUGGGGACUACGUCAAUAUCACCCACCAGAAGUUCAAGAUUCCUGUUGGGGACUGGCCGAAAGACCCCUACUACAAGGAACUGGGCAUGAUCAACCUGAUGCAGAUCUUGGACGGCCUUGAAGCGUUCACUUUGAGACUGUUCACCGGUGUACUUGGAUGGACCAAGGAGGAGGUUAUAGUACUUCUUGCAGACGUCCGUCGCGAGCUGAAGUCUAGAACCUUCCAUCCCUACAUGGACUUCGUUGUCUAUGCGCAGAAACCGGAGGCGGAGGCCUGA